CAUUGCUAUACUCUAAUAACGGUUUGCAAUCAGAAAUCGAAGCAUCAGGUUUUUUCCUUUACUUUUGUUUGUCAGUUUUAUUUAUUUAUUUUUUUUUUUUUUUGUUCUUUCGUUUUUCAAAUUCAUUUUUUCUUCUUUUGGAUUAGUCAUAAUGCAGCCACCUAAGACUGUGAAACUUAUUUAAUGACCAAAAAUUGACUUGAUUAAAAAUUCGUUUAUGUCUUGAGACAAUUGCCCAGCCAAAAAGUCUAUUGCCCAGUCAAAAAGUCAAUCACCUCAAAAUGCUACCGCCCCCGUCUCUAAACACCUUACGUAAGGAUAGUGAAGAAUGUUACGGGGAGAUAAGGUUCAUGGCGAAUGAAACUUUUUGAUUUUUCCUUUCAGGGAAAAGGCAAACAAGGAGGGUCGUGGACCCUGAUCGAAUUCCUGGACAGCCAAGAAAAUCCCUGCUUCGACGCUGUUCCUGACAAAUGGCUGAACACCGAGAAAACCGAAUGUUACUACCCAGAUCCAGACCAAACGACGACGAAAGAUUUGAAUGCACUGGCACUCAAGUGCGAAACACCGGAGUCACCGCUAGCUCCAGGGGUUACAUGGAUUACCCUCCAAAAUAUAAAAGUUGUGAAAGGACCAUACUCAAACUUUGAAGAUUGCAAGUUGGAUAUGGUCCGGGUCACCAAACAAAAAAGAACUGCUGAAGAGAGCGAGGCAGAAACUGCGAAGAAACGCCCCAGGAAGGAAAACAAGAAAUUUUCGUUUUCGCAGCCACCUCUGAGUUUUCCUAUCCUUCCAUCAAAUUCAGCCCAUAAAGCCACCAAAACCAAACCGAAAACCAAUGAAAAUCCCGUCUUGAUUAAAAUUCCAAUCUCCUCUGCAGAAGUAGAUAUUUUUUCAGGCCUUAAGGGAGUCCCCAAAACAAAGCAAGCCCCUAAGGGAGCACCCAAAAUGAAACCGAAACCAUCUACAAAUGAGAAACCCUCCUUGGCCAUUCCAGGUGAGAAACCAAAAGCUCCAAACCCAAAGCUUUCCACUCCAAAGCCAUCCCAAUCCUCCUCGGCCAAUUCAGGUGAAAAACCGAAAGCUCCAAACCCAAAGCUUUCCACUCAAAAGCCAUCCCAAUCCUCCUCGGCCAAUUCAGGUGAAAAACCACAAGCUCCAAACCCAAAGCUUUCCACUCAAAAGCCAUCCCAAUCCUCCUCGGCCAAUUCAGGUGAAAAACCAAAAGCUCCAAACCCAAAGCUUUCCACUCAAAAGCCAUCCCAAUCAUCCUCGGCCAAUUCAGGUGAAAAACCAAAAGCUCCAAACCCAAAGCUUUCCACUCAAAAGCCAUCCCAAUCUUCACUGACUGCAACAUUAAACAAUCCCAGUUCCAAAGGAGCAGCAACACUGGAAUCCCUAGAAGAACGCAUGUCACAGUAUGAAAUGCUUGCUGCAGACAGGCAAAAUGAAGUAAUGAAAAAGCUUGCGGACAUCUCAGAAACUCAAGAAAAAAUUAUGAAAACAGUGGUGGAACUCCGGACAUGUUCAUUAGCUUCGCCAGCGCCAAAAGUUAUGGCUCCUAAGAGAAUAAUCAAAGAUGAAGAUAUUGAUGUAGAUCUUCUUGAAAACCUCCCUUUGGAAAGAAACAGGGAUAUCAGAGUACUGAACGAAAGCCUCAAAGACCCUUCAGUCAAGGAUAAAUUUAUUGCAACGUUGAUUCACCAUAAAAUCAAGAAACCUCUGCUAUAUCCCAACCAUACAGCUAGGAGUGCCAUGUCUCAUCUCAUUUCGCGAAGGAAGACUUCCCUCUUCACUUGGGAUGGGAAGAAGAGAGGGGGGGUGGCCAAGGUUGCAUUUAAAAAUCUUCAGCUAAAAGAUGUUGUAAUGGAAAUAACUAAGUACCACCACCAAAACCAAGUGGACGAAGGAGCAGUUGCGUACUCAAUUGGACAGUGGUUUUCGCAAGAAACCAACAAAUACAAAAACGAAUCGAACGUAUCAGUAGGCUCUGACCAAGAGCUGGAAGACAGUAGUGAUGACCAGGAUGAGGAAGAUGACGAUGAUGUGGAAGUGGACCAGGAUGACCUGAAUGGGGUUCAUGGCGACAAUCAAGAAGUUAAUAAUCAUGAUGACAAUCAAGAAGUCAAUAAUCAUGAUGACAAUCAAGAAGUUAAUAAUCAUGACGACAAUCAAGAAGUUAAUAAUCAUGACGACAAUCAAGAAGUUAAUAAUCAUGACGACGGCGAUAACGUUGAAGACAUCAGUCAGAGAGAUAACCAGGAUAAUGACCUGAUUCUAGUUGAAAAUGCUGAUCGAAGUGACAAUGGGACAGAUGAUGAGACCAAUGAUGGUGACGAUGAGACCAAUGAUGAUGACAACGAGGACAGCAGAAUGAAGUUAAAUGAAUAGAGGUGUCGUCAGAUAAUCCAGUUUGCAAACGCAGACGACAAAUUUUAAUUCGCCAGUACACCUCUUGUUCUACGUAACAAACUUAUGUAGUCUGCCAGACUUUUGGUAUUUUGAUACAGUUUAAAUUUAUAUGUAUGUCUUGUAAUUUUCAUUGUAAACAGGUCGUUUGCGCUGGUCACAGAAUCGUGUGUUGAUGCUGGAUUCUUGUAGAUUAGGUAGAUAAUAAGACCAGUCCACACCGCGACUUUCUACGUUGAAUAUUGAGAUAUUGCCCAUUGAAAAGUCAGGUUUUUGACAUCAUACACCGCGGCAGUGACACCCUUGGUUUCUUCCACCUUAAUUGCUUUCAUCAGUCGGUGUGACGCACAGUAGCACUGGUUAUUCGACGUGAGACCUGGAUGAAAGCAAGGUAGAAGAAACCAAGGGUCUCUCUACCGCGGUGUAUGGCGUCAUAAACUCGGCUUUUCAAAGUGCGGCGAUCUCUCAGUUAAUAUUGAACAUAGAAUAAGUUGCAGUUUAGACAGAUCUCAUUAUUUUCAGCUAAUGUACGAGAAUUAGCAUCCUAACUUGAUUCUGUGACCGGCGCACUGGUCUAUUAAUAUUAUAAAUCAGAAAAUAUCUUGAUGGGAAGGUAGCUAUGAUACCUUUUUUGUGUUGUUUUAUUAAAUGACAAUAGCAAAGUGCUGUUUGAUCAUCGAGAAUUUCUUUCCGAAUUUCACACUUUUCUAGUGGUUUUAAAAAGUUUUGGUCUGUGGUGGUGUGACAUACAGAUACAUUGUCUAUGUAAUCUAUUACAUGGUUUUUAUCCUUAAUGUGCUUAUGUACGUUUGACAUAUCUUUAGAUUAAUGUUUGUCAAACCUUGUUCGUAUUGAGCGUUCUGUUUUUCCUACAAAUGUGUUUAAAUAUAUUGAUAUUAGUAGAUAC
Molecule: messenger RNA, 3313 nt
Organism: Bemisia tabaci
Lineage: Eukaryota; Metazoa; Arthropoda; Insecta; Hemiptera; Aleyrodidae
Source: RefSeq, a predicted model, not a curated record